Messenger RNA from Talpa occidentalis (Iberian mole), 9418 nucleotides. It is a transcript of the gene NKIRAS1, whose product is annotated as NFKB inhibitor interacting Ras like 1. The record is from RefSeq and is a predicted model, not a curated record. The coding region runs from base 971 to 1489 and encodes 172 amino acids. Gene Ontology annotation, molecular function: GTPase activity; GTP binding. NCBI's taxonomy places the organism in Eukaryota, Metazoa, Chordata, Mammalia, Eulipotyphla, Talpidae. Gene Ontology annotation, biological process: canonical NF-kappaB signal transduction. The transcript is spliced from 7 exons.
CCAAACCCCCCCAAACGCCCCUCCCCGUCCUGCUCUGCCAGGGCGGGACUUGAACGCAGGACCCGUUUCUCGCCCGUCUCUGCCCCUGGGGGCUGUCAGCCACCCCCGUAGCUGAAACGGACCCGUGUUCUGACGACCCCCUCUUAACACCGAGACUUGACUGAGCGCUGGACGGCCCCGUCCGGCGGCCCGUGUGGUUGUGCCCUCUUGACGGCCUUUGGGCGUCCCCAGUGUAAGGUGCGAGCGUGUGUCAGAACUGAGGGAAUCCACUGUACGAUUUGUCCGUCUCACCUUGCGUGUCAGUUUUACAUGGAAAGAAAAAAAAACAAACAAACCAAGAAACAAGUGUGUGCUAAGCUCCGGCAAGGAUGUGUGCAGUUGAAAUGCACGGCAGAAGUAAAAUGGGCUGAUGGAUGGAGAUGGAAGGCUGGAGGAACCACCAUCUGCUUUUACACAGGUGCAAUGAGGCUAAUGCGAACAGUCUAGAAAGCAGAAAUGAGAUCAUAAAAGAGGAUACCACUCUAAGAAGGCACCAUACUCUAUGGUACAACAUUCUGGAAAAGGUUUAGAACCUUUCUUAGUCUUCCUAUCAGAAGUAGGAGUUUCAGAGAGAGAAUGAUCGAAGAAGGAAUUCAAGAGAUUUUCCUGGAAUUAAGUGGAAGCAUUUCCAAAGUAGAAUACUCACAGAUUAUCCUACACAAGUAGUGGGAAAAAAAAUCUUUAAUGCAUGUUAUGGAUAAAUUUCGAAGCAUCAGAGAUAAAGAGAUCAUAAAAAUGGCCAUAAAGACAUAUCAGAUCAUAUAUAAUACAACAGACAUCAGACUUCUCAGCAGCAGUACUCAACACCUGAGGAAUGCCUUCGGAAGUCUAGGUGAAAAUAUUCCGUGCUAAAUCUCAGAACUCGGCCAAACCAUCUAUCACGUAUGAGGAAGGAUAAAGGAAUUUUUAGACAGUGAUAUCCUGAGAGAAGAUGGGAAAAGGCUGCAAAGUUGUGGUUUGUGGAUUGUUAUCUGUUGGGAAAACAGCAAUUUUGGAGCAGCUUCUUUAUGGGAAUCAUACUAUUGGAAUGGAAGAUUGUGAAACAAUGGAAGAUGUGUAUAUGGCUUCAGUGGAAACGGAUCGGGGAGUAAAGGAACAGUUACAUCUUUAUGACACCAGAGGCCUGAAGGAAGGCGUGGAGCUGCCAAAGCAUUAUUUUUCAUUUGCUGAUGGCUUUGUUCUUGUGUACAGUGUGAAUAACCUUGAAUCCUUUCAAAGAGUGGAGCUUCUGAAGAAAGAAAUUGAUAAGUUUAAAGACAAAAAAGAGGUAGCAAUUGUUGUAUUAGGAAACAAAAUUGACCUCUCAGAGCAGAGACAAGUGGACGCUGAAGUGGCACAGCAGUGGGCAAAAAGUGAGAAAGUGCGACUGUGGGAGGUUGGUGCAUUCAAGCCACAAGCUGCUGCUGCAUGUAAAAGAAGCAAAACUUAUCAAUCGCCUCAUAAUUGUUAACUCAGAAAUGGUUCUGUCAUUGCCUGCCUUCUCUCCCAGAUAGUAAGUGUUCAUUUUCUAUACCCUUUUCCCCUGGUAUUUUUACUAUUUUUAACUUUUUUCUAUUAUGUGUAACUUAAAACUAUAUUAGAGUUGCCAUAUUCUUUUAAAAUGUUUAGUGACUAUGUGUGUGCGUUUCUCUACAGUAGUUAAAAGUAACUGAACUGAUCACUUAAGAGUAUAUUAUACAUGCACCUGGCUACUCCUAUAUUGCCCUCAAAUGUGGCUGCACUAAUUUUGUCCAUGAAAGAACCCGUUUCUCAUGCACUUAUCCCACAGCAUUUGCAGGUUAGAUAGACCUUAAAAAUCUAAGUGUUGCAUUACUUCUAGGUUCAAAGGUCAAGUUAGAAGAAUCUGAAAACUACAAAGUAAUAAACACAGCAGUGUUGGGUGGUUGUUUUAAUAUUGUUUAUUAGCACAGUAACAAAUGUAGACUUAAGUAGUCCACAACAUAUAACCAACCCACUGAGUAACUCCUAUUCCACAUCUGACAGUUAACAGCUUAAGGUAUUUUACUACAGGUUUCCACAAGUCCUGAUUCAAACCUCUAUAAUCUUUCCACGACAAAGCAGAUUGGCAUAUAAAAUAAAAUACACAACUAUUCAUUUCCUAUAGGGUGUCUUAAAGCCAUGUGUCCAUUUUAUAUAUAUAUAUAUAUGAGAUGACAGUCUUUUAAAAACUUAAAUACCAAUGUUCCUGUCUAAGAAGGAAAAAACAAAUUCCAAAUUGUUUAAACAAAAUAAUGCGGUCAUUAGAGAACCAAAUAAAUGGCCAUGUGUGUAACCUGCACAAACGAAAUACCUGUCUACUGUAGCAAGAUACCUUAAGUUACAACAAAAUCUUAAGAAAUAAGACUGAAUAAUAUCUGUUAUAGAAAUACCCUACUCUUUACCAACUCCCACCCUCCCCCACCCCUUGAAAAUCACAAGCAGCGCUCUCUGUGACAGACAAUGUAAGAAUUGUGAAAACCCAACUUAUGUAGCAUAUCUCUUGGUCCACUGUCUGGCCAUUCUGUCAUGUUCUGCUCUGUUGGUCAUAUACUGAGUGGCAAUACUUCCCACCAAGGGGUCGGCUGGAAGAAAAGAAUGUAGAUUACUUCGGAGAAAGUACAGACAGCUUCUGAAGAAAUGUACCACAAGGUAUUUGUGAUCAAAUCUUUCUUUGAAACACCAGUCUACCACGUUGGGCACUUUUCCUGCGCAGGCAAAUCUGACUUUUAUCUCCUAGUUCAUUCCAUUGCUCUCCCAACAAUACCACCCAAUCGGAGGGUUUUUUGGUCUUACAUCUUAGGGUAUCUUAAACUGAAACUAGACUGUUCAAAGCACUGGACUGCAGUGAGCAUCCUGCUUUGUUCCUAUGACCUUUUUUGCUCAAGGGUACCUGUUGUGACACUGAGUAACUGUGCAGUCCCAAGGGUGCUUGCAGUGUGGUACCACUUACUCGUAUACCGUGUGCUCCUGGGUCAAAACCCAGAACUCCAAUUAAGGAAAUUUUAAUGAAAUGAAGUCCCCCGUCACAUGUGACAAUCGCUAAGUAUUUAGCAAAAAAAUUGAACAUUUAGUAUGUGGUUUUAAGAAUUGUAUGAAUAAGAACAUAUGUGAAAAGGGAGAGGCAGAAUGAAUGAAAAUUUAGAAAAAUCUGUAUCUUAACAAACUUAAUGCGUCCGGUAACCAAGUAUUUUGAUUACCAGGUGAGGAAGAGUAAAACAAAGUAAAUUAACCUUACCAGGAUUGCAGUCUGUAAGAAGUGAGCAGAUAGAAAGGAGGACUUUAGAAAUGGUUAGUGCUGGACUCCAAUUGUCUUUCAGUAUGUCCAAACAAAUAACUCCUUGACUGUUAAUAUUACAGUGGUAGAUUCUUGUGCGAAAUGUAACCUAAAAUAACAAAAUGUAUAAUUUUAAAUAGCAACAAAGAAGCUUUUUACUAAAUUGCCCUUCAGGUGAGUGGCCCUAAAGUAUAAUGCUGACAAAUAGAUUGAUACUAAUAGAAAGUGUUCAUUGAUACUCAGGGACUGCCAACUUCACUAAAAUAUCCAUCAACAAAAACUUUUAAUAUUUCCUGAAUUAGCAGUUUGAUUUCCUUAACAUUUCCAACUUAGAAUAGCUAUAUGUUUGCUGACCUCUGGUGGUAGCUGACAGUACUACAAGGGUACAUAAAAUUACAAUCAAAUUCAAGCUCAGAUAAAGUGAGGUCCAAUGUAGUAGGUACAUAAAGACACUUAAAAUGUUUUUAGCAAACAGUGAUCACACACUCAAAAACCUGUAAAAGAAAUUCUUAAUUUGUUUCUGCUUUUUUCUAGCCUUUGUAGCUUCCUAUCUACCUAAAUCACAGAAUUCACUCUUAACAGUGUCCCCACAGGUGAGCCACCAGCAGUGGAACACAGCAAUAGACAACACAAGCUAUAGUAUGGGUAACUUGAGUGUCCUAAUUUUGGUGAACUACUUUACUGACAGACUUUCAAUCAUUUCUUGCUGUGGCAAUCGUUCUUGUAUCUGGCAAGCUACCUCAUCUCCAAGAGGUUUUUACUUUCUGCCGGCGUGAAUGAGAAUCAGAUUGUUGCGUAUUACGAGAUGGGUAUCAUAGAUGAGAAAACAAGUCUUGGAGGUAAGGAUUUGGAUAACAAAGCAAAAUCGAAGGCUUUGGUAGGAGAUUAUGAUUUUCCUGUUGCUUUAUUAGUGCAUGGGUAUUCUGACCCCAUUUAACUGUUUAGAAACUUUUACCUGGCUGGAAAAUUCUAGGCUGCUGCUUUUGAUGGCACUUAAAAUCCUACCAUUUAGUCAGCCCAAAGAAGUGUUUUAUGUACAUUCAAUUAAGAUGACAAGCAGGUUUCCUGUUAUGCUUAUGUAUAUGAUAAUAUUAAGUCUCAAUUUUAGCAUCAAUUAGUACUGAGUUUCUUACCUUUGGAGGUUUGAAGGGAUAUUCUGGUGUAAAAGUGAUAUCAAGGAAGAAUACACCACCCUCAUAUACAGAUCCUGGAGGCCCUAGAAUGGUUGAUCUCCAUUCAUAGAUGUUAUCACCUUUGGGACCAGCACUGUGGAGUAAGAUAGCAAAAGAGGACUUAGAUGAUGGCACGAUUCCAAUUUUUACAGUGUAUCAAGGAAGGGAAAGAUCAUGUCCAUAAAGUAUGAGUAAGAACCUCAAGAAACGCAUAAAACUUGGGUAAAUUAAUUCAUUCAUCUGAAGUAUGCUUACCUGCCUACACAUUUGCACCCUGCGUAUGUACUGGGUAGAACGCCUAUAGUGGCUUACAGAGUGUGACACCCUUUUGCCAGACUGUAGUAAACUGAAAAUGGUUGAGUAGAUGAAGACAAAUAGAAUAGAGGUUACAGAUAAAAAGAUGAGUACACAUAUGUUCAUUUCAUGAUAUCCAAACCCCUCUUAAGAGGGGCCAAGAAGAGAAACAGUAAUCAGUAACCAUACUGUCUACUUCGUAGCUUGGUGAUACUCAGAGACCCAGAAAAAGUUUAGUCGGUCCAUGCCAAUGGACCCAAUUCUGGCUGGUUCUUUAAUACAGAAGAAGGUUUAAAAGAACAAAGACGGAUUACAGUGUGCCUCUGUAAACUCAUCUUGGUUCCUUUGCAACUUUUAUGGACAAUAUGGAACUUUAGGUCUGGGUUUGCGUGGCAGAAAUCUUUAGUGUAUUACAAUAUGAGGGGAGGGGGACAGGAAGAUUCUAUUUAAAAAUCUCCCCUGGUGAUCUUUAAGCAGGUGAUUAGCAUGUGGGUGUCACUGGUACUGAAAGUAGGACAAUCAGUUGAGAAUAAGCUUUACAGAUUGUCACCUGUGAUACUGACUAGAAACCAAAAGAUAGCUGUGCUCAGCUUUUGCUUGGGUAUGAGCUUCUAAGUAAAAUAGCAAAUAUAGUGAAAUCCUAAAGCAAAAAUAGGAGCCCUAAAAGACUUUUUUAGUAACAGGGAUUAAUUCUCAACCAGGGGACUUCGGGAACUGAAUGAAAACGUGACACUCACUUUAAAGCUGUUAUUGAAUAAAUUCAUGUAACAUUUUCUAAUGUUAUUUUUUCUUCCCCAAAUUCUCUCGUUAAAAAUCUACUGGUUUAGAAGACAGGUGGACCAUCCCCACCCCACCCUUGGGCUGUCACAGUCCCUCAGACACAAUAUUAAAGAAGCUAAGUGAGACAGGCAAGACAGAAAAUUGUAAGUGCUACUCCAGUGAACAAGAGCGCAAAACAGCCUUAUUGCUGAUAUGGAGCCAGUUUCAGUGGUGGUCUGACGACAUCAUCAAACCAGCCAUAGCAUUCCCUUAAACCAAAUCUCCAGCAAGGUCCUAUGGCUCUUCACUUCCAUGAAGCCUGAGGGGUCGGGAGGCUGCAGAAGCUGCAGCAAGUUACCUACAAGAUCUAGCUAUUCAUGCUGAAAUAUCAUUCACUUAAACAGUUUUCCCAUGCAAAUGAAAUGUAGAAGAUGCCCUCUAACACUCUGAUAGCUAGAAAGGAAACUCAGUUCCCUGGCUUAAACGACAGGUUGACUCUGUUAGACGCAGGGGCUAAUGCAGCCUAUGUAGUCAAAGCAGAUGCUAAUUUAUCAUUACGGAAAUCUAGGAUCCUGAAAAAUUAUGCUAAAUCUAUGUUUCAUAAACAAAGCUUCAGUUACAUAGAGCACUGUUUACAUGGUUGAUUAAAAAACUCAUGUGACUACAUUGUUGCGGUGUCUGAGGCUUGUGUGCCUUUUUUCCCCUUCUAGACCAAAUACAACUAUGGAAACAUGUUAAGAAAUAAUCAUUUCUAAUUUUGACAGUAUUUCCUUAUUUCUAUAUUGGGUUGACUUCAUUUAGCUACACUAGUAUUAGGAGCAGAGGCUCCAUUUUUAACAUAUCACUAAUGCGACCUUGGUAAUUAUACAAGGCAAAAAAUCCAGUUGUUUCUGCUAAAUGCAUAGUUUUAAACAGAAUUUCAACAGUAUAAAAUGUCAUUUAACAUAUAAUCCUAACAACCAAUAAAACCAAUAACUCUUGAAAUUUGUGUUCUCUGGGUUGACUUAAAAAUUACCAUAGGUUAACUCUUUUAAGUUUCAUUUUGCUUUGUUUCUCUUUGUGAGUCCUCCCCCUUUCAUGUGUUAUAGGCUACUGGUCUUCUAUUUCAAUGGUUAGAAAGCAAAGCUGCAUUUCGAUUUUCAAAAAAUAGCAUUGAUUUCUUACAAAGUACACCCUGGAAGUAAGAUACAAAUUAAGUUUUGAAAUUUAUUGGGAGAGAUGACACUUGCUUACAAACAUAGAAAACCCUAAUCCAGAUGUUAUUUUAGGCAUAAUUCUGAAAUGCUUAGUUAUCUAGUCUUGUUCCUAGAAAAAAAUGACAAGUUGGAAAGAAAGAAACAUGCUGUAAAUAUGCAGUAAGUUCGUAUGGCAGCAGUAAGCUGGCAAUGGAUGAAUGAAGGUUUGCAACGGGUUGCUGCUCAGGAUCACCUGAAUGAGCAGCUCAGUUCUCCCACCUAAAAAUCCCAAGUCGGUUCCCCCAUUCUAUAAAGCACCCCUACAACAAAAUAUUUUCUUGACCCCAACUAUCAAUAGCACUGAGGCUGGCAAUCCAGUAAAACAAAGACAUCCAACUGAAUGGGAGAAAAUAUUUGCAUAUCAUACAUCUAACAGGAGCCAAUAUCCACGGUCUACAGAGAACUCACACAACUCAAUAAAAAGAGAAGAAGCCAGCAGAGGCGCUAGACAGACACUUCUCCAAAGACGACACACAAAUAGCCCGCAGACCCAUGAACAAAUGUUCAACAUCACUUAUCAGGGAAAUGCAAAUCAAAACCACAAUGAGAGCCUCCUCACUGCAGUGAGAAUAAUGGCCCACAUUAAAAAAAAAAAAGCCCAGAAACAACAACUGUUGGUGAGGGUGUGGUAAAAAGGAAUCCUCAUAAACUGCUGGUGGGAAAGCAGGACGGUUCCAGAUCCUAUGGAAAAAUGUGGAGAGUUCCCAAAAUAGCAAAAAUUACACCAUAGGAUCUACUAACCACUCCUUGGCAUUUGUCCAAAGGAUGCAAAAACACUUGGAAGGAAACACGCAUGCUGUGUUCACUGCAGCGCUAUUUAAGAUGGGCGCCUAAUGCAAAUGGCAGGUCACUGGCUAAGAAAAGGCGGUACUAUGCACACAUGGUGGAAUGGUCGUCGCUCACUGAGAAAAGACAGAUGAACUCCUGCCAUUUGACAUCAUGGAUGGAGCUGGAGGGGAGUAUGCUAAGCAGAAGUCGGGAGAAAGAAAACCACCUAAUGAUUUCACGCGGAUGUGGAAUAUGCAGAGCCGAAACAAAGGCUAGAAAUGGCUGAACUGGGGCUAGUGGAGGGGCACAGGAUCAGGAACAAAGUGGGGAGGGGCCCACUGAUACCUGAUACAUGGGUGCUACAGGAUGGGGUGGGGUGAUUCACACCCGAGAAAAUAGGAACCUGUUCCUCUUUAGCAUACACAGUGAUGCAAACCACUAUUACCUCAAAUAAAAAUUAUAAAUUACCCUUGGCAUUAUCUAGCUUUCGCCACUGUAACUGCAGUAAGACUAUACAAUCAACACCAUUCACAAAACUUAGACCACGCUUGCAGGGAGAAAUCCAGCAUGGCACGGAUAUUGCCAGCAACGAAUACAUUACGCAAAAUCCAUUCUUAAUUUACUCUUCCUUUGCUAAGAAAUUCAAAGAGGGGGGGAAGAAUGGUAAGGAGGCAGUAGUCUACAGUAGUCUACCGAAACAAAUCCACCCCCACAAUGGUCCCCCAGGAGACAGACUCUACAUAGAAUAGCAGCUACACCUUCUCAAGAGCUCUACUUACAGGAAAAACUUCCUGUCCUCAGCAUCGUUCUUCAUAAAAAGGCAGACAUUUGUACUCUAGAGUUGAGUGGCAGAAGGAACAUGAAAAACCAGAAAACAUCUCUAAGGAGACGAACGGGUAAGUGAAAAGGCCUGGUGAGUCCUGUACAGAAAUGGGGCAUUCGCUGCUCUAGGCCUUAGUAAACGAAGAGCAGCCUCCUCGUACGAGGAGGGGGGAAGGGAAAAGAGGUGGCGGCAGUGAUGCUUGGGAUGUACAAUUCAGGUUACUCGCCCAUGGAAAGAACUUCCAGACCAAGGGCCCAUCUGAAAGCCUCCCCCCAAAGCUGGUGCCCAAAUAAGUGUGUACAUUGGUGGUAUCCAGCAGUUAUCCUGAAUAGUGGGUCCAGAUAGUGGGGACAUUGCCCUACAAAAGGAAGGGAAAAUAAUGAGAUCAUGGGCCUCCCUGUGGCCUCACGGUUAAGUCUCAGCUCUAUCAUCACUGUGGUCAAAGUUUGAGCCCCAGCCAGGGAGCUGACCCACAUAUCGCACAGCAGACGUCUCCUGUCUUGCCUGCCACUCCCCUCAGCAAUGUAUUUCAGCUGGUCUUUCUGUUCUGCUCCCCACUGUCUCUGGUGAAUCCCCUCACCCACCCACCUCUGGCCUGUACCCCAGUUCUUGUAUGCAUAAAUAAAUCUUCUGAAAAAUAAAAUUGGGGCCUCCUUGGUGGCGCAAGGGAUUAAGACGCAACCUAUGACGCUACCUGCAGCCACCACAGCAUGAGUUCGAUCACCAGCCAGGGAACUACCCACACAGCGCGGCAGACCUCUCCUGACUCGCCUGCUGCUCCCCUCAGCAGUGUAUUUCAGUCAACUGCCUGUUCUGUUCCCCACUCUGUCUCUGGUAGAUCCUCUCACCGCCCACACCUCUGUCCUGUACCCCCAUUCUUGUAUGCAUAAAUCUUUAAAAAAUAAAAUGAGACAUAGCCACUAAAGUAAAUGACCUUCCAACAAAGCCUGAAUACCAACAAUGAGGAAACGGCACCUGCUGUCCUCAUUUGGCAGUAAGUGUAUAAACCUUCAACGGAAUUUGCAGUUUUUCACACGGCUGAAAGGUCUACAGAAGUUGCACAGAGUUCAUUAAA